GAUCCAGCGAGGCUGGCGCAUCAUCGAGGUCAACCGCGUGCCCUUGGCGCCCGAGGACGUGCCGCGCGCACUGGCCAGGUAUCAGGAUCCCCCGCAAGACUUGGGAAAGUACACGGUCACCUUUGACUUCACGGAAUGUCGGCGCGAGCUGAGCAGACCCGUUUCAAAGGCCAAGCCAAAGGAGACGCCGAAAUGGAAGUGUCCCAAAAGCUUUCCUUUGCUGCACGCGGCGCUCGAAGGUCAUCUCUACAAAGAGCCCAGUCGCAUGGGUCCUGAGCGGUGGAAGCAUCCGGAGCUGGUGGCGGGCACCAGGCAAUGGUACGAAGCCAACAACUUGAGCUACAAGAGGGGUGCGCGAGACGCUGGUCGAGGCGAGUGGGUCCAUGCCACCGGUCCACACGGAGAGCUGCCCAAAGGCGUCCCGAGGUGGCCGGCCACCAAAGCCGAGGCCAAAUCCAAGAAGAAAGGCUCUUUCACGUCUAAGGUCUCUCUCUUCCUCAGCCGCGAUGUACAGCGCUCGGCCGAGAGCCUCCUGAGCCUCAGUGGCAGCCAAAGCUUGCCCAGCUUGGUGCUCGGUCAAGUCCCCUACCCGCCCACGCCGGCCUUUGUGCGAGAUGUGAUGCGACGUUGGUGCGAAGACCAAGCCGCGCGGGAAGAGGAAGAGGAGCGGUUGCAGAAGGAAGCCGAAGCGGCUGAGCAAGCGGCUCGGGAGCAGGCUGAGGAAGAUGCGCACCUGCUCGCAGAUCCGCGCGGAAGCCGUUUAGGAUUUGGGCUCUAG
Molecule: messenger RNA, 778 nt
Organism: Symbiodinium natans
Lineage: Eukaryota; Dinophyceae; Suessiales; Symbiodiniaceae
Source: the annotation of a GenBank genome assembly